CAAAUAUUAGGAGACAUGAAAGCAGCUUGUGUAUUUUACAAUAAGAAAAAGUAUCUGGGACCAUCUUUAUUUCUAGUAUUGCAAGUAGGUUUACACGUAUGGGCUUACAAUGACUUCCUCAUGAAUUGUCACAUUUUUGGACCCUUGAUGUUUGUUACAAGUGGAUUGUAUUUUAUAGUACGGUUCAAAGAUCCUGGAACUAUUCCAAUAGUUAAGGUAGAGCUUCCCCUUGAGAAUAAUCAAAUCGAAGUAAAGAUUGAAAAUAAUGAAAAAAGAGAAGUACUCAAUGCUUAGGCAAAUGAUGAAUCUAAUGGUUAGAUUUCACUGGAUCAAUUCAAAGAUGGUCCUGAUAAUGACAACACAAUAUAAAAAUAUUAUCCGGAGUAAUAGCAAUAACAAUCUACAAACAAUCAGCACAUCAUAUCGGGUAGAGGAAUGCUAUCAUCGCCAUCUUCUGAACAGGAAAAGAUAAAUAUUCCAAAUAAAUAAACCUGUAUAAGCACUUCAAAUGCAGCCAUUUCUCCAAUAUUGACAACAGAAAGGAGAUUCUGUAUGCAAUGUUUAAAUGAGUAACCAAUGAGAGCCAAACACUGUCAAUAUUGCAAGAAAUGUGUGCCAUUGUUUGAUCAUCAUUGUCCUUGGAUUGGCAUAUGUAUAGGCGAAAAGAAUAAACUACUGUUUCUGAUUUAUUUGUUAGUCUAAAUUGCUUAGUUAAUAGUGGGUAUUCGAAUCUCAGUUCAGAAUAUUGGAUUGCUGGUGGUUAUGGGGGUUAUUGUGCUUUUGCUGAUUAGUCUAUUGGGAUUUCAUGCGUAUUAUGUAGCCAAAAAUAUUACAACAUGGGAAUACUUGAGUUGGAAAAGGAUUUCGUAUAUCAAUUAGAAUUCAAGAUAUCCAUUUGACAAAGGUUACUUCUCCAAAUCUCAUGCGAAAAAAAGAUUUACGAUUGGUAAAUAUAAUCUUAAUGAGUACUUUUAUUUAAAAUAAAUUCAAAUUUAUUUAUAUUAAGAUUUUUAUCAUAUAUUUUCAAACCAUCUUUUGAAAAUGUAAUCUCUCUUUGUCAAGUGUUAAAAAUGUUAACAAAGACCUGCUACCAUUAAGUGUAAUCAAUGUAGAUAUGGUCAAACUUACAGAUUAUGCUAUUCAUGCGAUUCUUAAAUUCAUAAUCGAACAGGCCCUGUAGAUCAGCAACAUAAAACUGAAAUCAUCCCAUAUCAAGAAAUGUACUAGAAAAAUUAGAGUAAUGUCCCUGUUCCCUAAAAAAAUGAUUAAAGAAAUUCAUUCAAAAAAAAUGAUUACAAACCUUAACCUCAAGUUCCAACCAAGGACUUUCUAAACAAUGAGUAUAAGAAACCUGAUUAUUCCAAAACCAUCGAUAUUAACAGAGUCAGCAACAAACAUGAUUAUUUGGAUAAGAAAAUCGAUAGUCAUGAGAAAAGGGCUGAUCAAUAGUAUCUCUCUAAUGACAAAAGACCUUACUCCUCCAAUUAGAAAAUCACAUCCGAUAAUGACCGAAAUAGUCAGCAAUUAAUUAAUUAGUUAAAAGAGGAACAAUAACAAACAGAAAAACUUAAGGCUGAAUUGUCAUAGGCUAAUUAGAGAGAGAGGGAAGCAUAACGAAGAUUAUAAAAAUUAGAAUAGGAAUUUGAACAAAAAAUUAGAGAGGAUAAAUAAAAAGUUUAAUAAUUAACAGAAGAAAAUAGAAAUUUGAAUAAUAAAUUAAAUUAAACCAACAAGCAUAUUUAAGAGGAAGUAAAUAAAGUAAGAAAUCAAUAUGAAGAAUAAAUUAAUGAAUUGGAAUAGAUUCUCAAUGAAAAAAAUUAGUAAUUAGAAAGCAUUGCUUAAGAAUAUAAUUUGGAAGAAUUAUAACAAACUCUUAAUGAAUUACAAUAAGAAUCCCAAAUGAAAGAUUAAAUUAUCGAGUAAUUGCAAUAAAACUUGCAUGACAAUUAAGAGGAAAUCCACUAAAUGAGAGAAGAGUUUAUGAAUAAUUCUAAGAAGAAUUUAUAAUCCUCAAAUAAAAAAUCAGUGAAAAGUAAUGAUAAUCAAAAAGAUGAGUACAUCUAGGAAUUAGCCUAAUAAUUAGAGGCUAAAGAUGAGGAAAUUCAUAAGUUAGAAGAUUUAAUCGAAAAUUUCAAGUAAUUAUACUAACACAUGAGCGAUGAAAAAUAACAGUUAUAAGAAGAAGUAGAAAAGUUGGCAAAUGAAAAUAAUUAGUUUAGAGAUAUAUUCAGUCAAAAUUUACAUCUUUUUGGAAUUGACCCAGAAUAAUUAAAUGAAGAAGGAGAGGAAGGAGAUAACGACUAUCCAGAAGAGAUUGCUGAAGAAAAUGAUGAUCAAAAUGAUUGA
Messenger RNA from Paramecium tetraurelia, 2346 nucleotides. RefSeq lists its product as uncharacterized. Gene Ontology annotation, cellular component: Golgi apparatus; endoplasmic reticulum. Lineage: Eukaryota; Ciliophora; Oligohymenophorea; Peniculida; Parameciidae. The record is from RefSeq and is a predicted model, not a curated record. Gene Ontology annotation, molecular function: protein-cysteine S-palmitoyltransferase activity. Gene Ontology annotation, biological process: peptidyl-L-cysteine S-palmitoylation; protein targeting to membrane. The transcript has 11 exons.